UGCUUUACGGCUCAAGGCUGCUUUUUACGUCAUUUUCCGGCUUCCCAUUCACUUCGCAGUGAAGAUGGCGUCGGGCAGCGGGACAAAAAAUUUGGACUUUCGCCGAAAGUGGGACAAAGAUGAAUAUGAGAAGCUCGCCGAGAAAAGGCUCACGGAAGAGAGAGAAAAGAAGGAUGGAAAACCAGUGCAACCAGUCAAAAGGGAGCUUCUCCGGCAUAGAGACUACAAGGUGGACCUGGAAUCUAAGCUUGGGAAGACAAUUGUCAUUACUAAGACCACACCACAAUCGGAGAUGGGAGGGUAUUACUGCAAUGUCUGUGACUGUGUUGUGAAGGACUCCAUCAACUUUCUGGAUCACAUUAAUGGAAAGAAACAUCAGCGAAAUCUGGGCAUGUCUAUGCGUGUGGAACGUUCAACCUUGGAUCAGGUGAAGAAACGUUUUGAAGUCAACAAGAAGAAGAUGGAAGAGAAACAGAAGGAUUAUGAUUUUGAGGAAAGGAUGAAGGAGCUCAGAGAAGAAGAGGAAAAGGCCAAAGCAUACAAGAAAGAGAAACAGAAGGAGAAGAAAAGGAGGGCUGAGGAGGACUUGACAUUUGAGGAGGAUGAUGAGAUGGCAGCUGUGAUGGGCUUCUCUGGCUUUGGUUCCACCAAGAAGAGUUACUGAGGCUUUCUCUGCUUGGCCCUUUGCUAACUUUGUGUGUGUGUGGGGGGUGUCAUUUUUUCCGGGGUUCUUGGGAAAUCCUUAAGAGCGGCAAUGGGGGGGGGGUUUAAGGUGGGUGUUUGUGGUUUCCCUCUACUGUGGGAGAGAGCACAGGAUGCAGAGGUAAUGCUGUGGCAUGUUACUUCAGCCUCAGUAUGUCACUGGAGUCACAGGACCCCUGCCUGAGUUCCCAAUAAAAACCUCUUCUGAGGCUGCUUUCCCAAAACUCCCCCUGCAUCUCUCCCUCUUCAUCUGUCCAACCUCUUAUCUGGGCAUACUACGUUUAUCCUGUGUUCUCCCUUUUUUUAAUUUUGACUCUUGCUUAGACUGCGCAGAAGGGUUCUCUGGGUCCCCAGUUUCCAGUUGAUAGCAUAUUUUUGACCAGCCCUCUUUCCCCCACAACCCUUCCUGUGGUUCUCUGCCACCUGUGCAUGCAUGUGUAUUUCUGCCUGGGUCUGGUAUGUGCGGGCGUGUGUGCAUGAAUUUGUCACAUAGGGGGAGCCUGAGCUAGAACCUCAGAGCUUUGCUGCCUUGGAGCCUGAUGUUCUUGGCUCCCUCAGUGCAUGUAACAGGAAAUUAAAUGGGAUGAGUGUUUGGUGUGGUUUUUGUCUGGUGAGUUUUUUAACCUUUGUUCUUCAUAUGUAGACUGUUCAGCUUUUCCUGUUUGUUUCAUUUUAUUGAGGAUUACUCUUUUUUUUCUUCCUUGUGAGCAGGCUCUUGGAAGAACCUGUUUGAUGCAAAAAAGAAAAAGGAAAAAAAAACUUCAUAUGGGAGCCCUUGGGUCUCAGAGGCUGUUCAACAUGUAUAAUAAAUGGCAUUGACUGGGCCUAUUCACA
Molecule: messenger RNA, 1536 nt
Organism: Hyaena hyaena (striped hyena)
Lineage: Eukaryota; Metazoa; Chordata; Mammalia; Carnivora; Hyaenidae
Gene: ZMAT2
Product: zinc finger matrin-type 2
Exons: 6
Coding region: 65-664 (199 amino acids)
Biological process (GO): mRNA splicing, via spliceosome
Cellular component (GO): spliceosomal complex; U4/U6 x U5 tri-snRNP complex
Molecular function (GO): nucleic acid binding; zinc ion binding
Source: RefSeq, a predicted model, not a curated record